This is a messenger RNA of Pelmatolapia mariae (spotted tilapia), 3287 nucleotides long. RefSeq names its product GTP binding protein 1 (gene gtpbp1). Gene Ontology annotation, molecular function: GTPase activity; translation elongation factor activity; GTP binding. The transcript is spliced from 14 exons. The record is from RefSeq and is a predicted model, not a curated record. The coding region runs from base 286 to 2334 and encodes 682 amino acids. Gene Ontology annotation, biological process: translational elongation. NCBI's taxonomy places the organism in Eukaryota, Metazoa, Chordata, Actinopteri, Cichliformes, Cichlidae.
ACACACGGUUAUCUACGCCCUCCUUGUUAAUAUUCAGGUGCUGGUAGGUUUCAUUUUCAAAUACGGACAGACGGCACAUAAGUAAGCGUUAUUUUAAUGUUAGUUAAAGCGCGGUGAGACCCUUGCUAACGUCAUUAACUGUAGCGUAGCAAAUGUCUAACUAACACUGGAGUUGACAGCUCGAGGUGCACCGGUUAAUGUGUAUAUGUGUGUGUGUUUGCCUGCCAGCCGUCAUCACAACAGUUUAGAAAACCUGCAAUUUAUUACUGCAAAGUUGGCAUAGAAAUGGCAUCAGUAGCGGCGGCGCAUGAGCCAGGCAUUAGCCCAGGCUCCGUACCGCUGGCCGAUGCUUUAGUCCCGGCGAGUAUUUUUGCUCCAGACCGUGGAGGAUGCAGCGACGACGCCGGGGAUGAGUGUUUCGAGGAUGGGGACGUGCUCAAUGGCGAGCCUGAGGAUCGGGGGAUUGACUUUACUAGCAAGCUGGCACUUGUUAGCCCAAAUGGAGAGCAGUAUGAUUCGUUACUUCGGCAGCUACGAGACAGGAUGGAAGAGGGAUGUGGAGAGACUAUUUAUGUGGUUGGAAUGGGCUCAGAUGGUGGUGACUGGGGUUUGGAUGAGAAAGAUAUGGAGGCCUCAGUAGCCACAGUGCACUCCAUGUGUGAGCAGCUGGAUGCUGACCUGAUCCCUCUCCGGGAGCGCAAUGAGGCUGCCGGUUUGGUACGUGACUAUCUGAUACGGAGGCGUGUAGGUGAGCUGGACUUCCUGGAGGUCAGGGUUGCAGUGGUGGGCAACGUGGAUGCUGGUAAAAGUACUCUGCUGGGAGUAUUAACACAUGGUGAGCUGGACAAUGGCAGGGGCUUUGCUCGCCAGAAACUAUUCAGACACAAGCAUGAGAUGGAGAGUGGCAGGACCAGCAGUGUGGGCAAUGAUAUCCUGGGGUUUGACCAAGAGGGACAGGUGGUGAAUAAACCAGACAGUCAUGGAGGAAGUCUGGACUGGACUAAAAUCUGCGAGAAGUCCUCUAAGGUCAUUACCUUCAUAGACCUGGCCGGCCAUGAGAAAUACCUCAAGACCACAGUGUUUGGGAUGACAGGACACCUUCCAGACUUCUGCAUGCUUAUGGUGGGCAGUAAUGCAGGUAUCGUAGGAAUGACCAAAGAGCACCUGGGCCUGGCUUUAGCUCUGAAUGUGCCUGUGUUUGUAGUGGUAACCAAGAUAGACAUGUGCCCAGCCAACAUCUUGCAAGAGACCCUAAAGCUGCUGCAGAGGUUACUGAAGUCCCCAGGCUGUAGAAAAAUUCCUGUCCUGGUACAGAACAAGGACGACGUCAUAGUCACGGCUUCAAACUUCAGUUCGGAGAGGAUGUGCCCCAUCUUUCAGAUCUCCAAUGUGACCGGUGAGAACAUGGACCUGCUUAAGAUGUUUCUCAACUUGCUUUCCUCCAGGACAUCCUACCGGGACGAUCAGCCUGCUGAGUUUCAAAUAGAUGAUACCUACUCUGUACCGGGUGUGGGAACUGUAGUAUCGGGAACUACUUUACGUGGGCUCAUACGCCUGAAUGACACCAUGCUGCUGGGACCCGAUCCUCUAGGGAGCUUCAUCUCUAUUGCUGUCAAAUCAAUACACCGUAAGAGAAUGCCUGUGAAGGAGGUCAGAGGUGGCCAGACUGCCUCGUUUGCUCUUAAAAAGAUCAAGCGUUCAUCCAUAAGGAAAGGCAUGGUAAUGGUGUCCCCAAGGCUAAACCCACAGGCAACUUGGGAGUUUGAGGCUGAGAUCCUGGUGCUGCAUCAUCCCACCACAAUAUCCCCGAGAUACCAGGCCAUGGUCCACUGUGGCAGCAUAAGGCAGACAGCCACCAUCCUGUCCAUGAACAGAGACUGCUUACGAACAGGCGACAAGGCUUCAGUCCACUUCCGUUUCAUCAAGACCCCAGAGUACCUGCAUUGUGACCAGAGGCUGGUGUUCAGGGAGGGGCGCACCAAAGCUGUAGGAACCAUCACGAAGCUGCUGCAAUCCACCAAUAACAUGCCAUCAAACUCAAAACCGCCACAAAUCAAAAUGCAGUCUACCAAAAAGGCGCCGCUGCGAAAAGAGGACGGCACUGUGGUGGCCGGUGACGACGUGGGAGCAGCAGCUCAGCCGGCAGCCUCCAACUCAACACAACCGGGAGAGGGAGAUGAUGACCCUCAGUUAAAGGAGGGCAACAAAGAGAACAAGCCAAAGUCUGGAGGCGGUGGAAGGAGAAGGGGUGGCCAGAGGCACAAAGGAAAAGGCCAGAACAGCAGCACCAACCCCACAGCAGCGGCUUCCUCAUCGGGGAUAGGGAGCUGCUGAAAAGCCCACGGGUCCCAUUUCUUCCUGUCACUCCACCAAGUGUCUUCAUUCCACACACCAUGAAGGAAGCAGACGUUUGGAGCAAGACACUCUCCUCAGUCUUAUUACUCCUCGCCUUUUUUAGUUUUAUUGGGUUUUUGUUUUGUUUUUUCACACCAGGUCCCAUGCUUUUUAUUUAAUUAUUUUUAAAAGGGAACACAGAGGGGUAUGUCUCACACUAAAAGCAUACACCUCCUAAGCAUUUAAUAUCAGCUGCCUUUACCAUUUCGAAUGGCUUGGAUGAUUGAAAGCAGUGUGGUUUUUGAGGUUAGCCUCACUCAGGAUGAUGAAUAUAUUUAAUUUUAUCCAUAUUUUAUGCGUGUCUGAAAACAGUCCUCUGGCUCAGUUUCAGGGGCAGGGAGGAAGGAUAAACCCAAGACAAGGGUCCAAUACCCUAUAUUUACGAGCAGCUAUUAGUGACACCCAUGAAUUCCCUGUGUAUUUGCAAUGAUAAACAGUUGUACUAUUUAUACAGCAUUAAUUGCCUCUUAGUUUUACUGAUUGGAAUGAUGUACAAAAUGUAUGCAAAUCACAAAUGUAGCAGAGUUGAUUUAAGAUUCUAGGUAUACAGAAAAUAUAAGCUGUUUUGUUUUAUAAUUAUUUAUUUGACAUGCAGAACAUUUACUCUUGGAUGGUCUUUAUCUUUUGAGAUAGGUUCACUUGCACACCUAGAUUCAGUAGUAUGUGUCAUUCUUCCAUCGUCGGUCUAUAUACAAACCUUAUAAUAGUGUUAGUACCAAUACAGCACAAUUUCUCACUUCAGCAGCUGCUACUGAUUGUAAUACUUGCCGUACUUGCAGUGCUACUUGUAAUUCUCAUAUCCCAUGUGUUAUGGCUUGUUGCUGUAGACAUAUUGUGACAUUUUAAACCCCUUGCUACAAGAAAAGGACCAUUAAUAAACACAGUUUACUGAA